Acanthaster planci (crown-of-thorns starfish) is the source of this 772-nucleotide messenger RNA. RefSeq names its product microfibril-associated glycoprotein 4-like. NCBI's taxonomy places the organism in Eukaryota, Metazoa, Echinodermata, Asteroidea, Valvatida, Acanthasteridae. The record is from RefSeq and is a predicted model, not a curated record.
AUGUUCUGUUUUGAAACCUCGGUGUUUCAGCGGCGUCAAGACGGCUCCGUUGACUUUUACCGUGACUGGGUGAGCUACCGCCAGGGGUUCGGUGAUCUGAACGGCGAGUUCUGGCUCGGCAAUGACAACCUGCAUCGACUCACCGCUCAGGGCGCGUACCGACUGCGUGUCGAUCUCGAGGACUUCGAGAACAACACUGCGUAUGCCAAGUACGACAUGUUUCGUGUUGCUGAUGGGAGUGACAACUACCGAUUCACUGUGCAAGGCUUUUCGGGAACGGCUGGUGAUUCAUUGUCCAGUUACAGUAACAGUCCCUUUACUACCAAAGACCGCGACAACGACUCUUACGGUCCUAACUGUGCCGUAGCAUUCACCGGCGCCUGGUGGUACACAAGCUGUCACUCCUCCAAUCUGAAUGGCCUGUACCUCAGUGGGGAGACGGAUGUCUACGCCAAGGGCGUAGUUUGGCGAUAUUGGAAGGGGUAUUACUACUCGCUGAAACGUACUGAGAUGAAAAUCAAGGCAGCUAACAAUUAGUUUUAUGGGCUUUGUAUAUUGGUUGAUUUGUUCUUGUCGAAACCCUUAAGUUAGUAACUUAGAUGAUAUUUCGUUCAUCAGACCAAUAAGGCUGCGAGGCAGGUUUAGGCUGGAUGAUCUCUCCGCAGUCAUGCAUUUUACUUUUUCUUUACGCCUACAUUAUGUUUCUUUAUUUCCUUUUCUAUUUCCCCUUUUUUCUUUGCAUUUAUAUUUCAACACAAAGACAAUAAUUUAU